Messenger RNA from Mastomys coucha (southern multimammate mouse), 1030 nucleotides. It is a transcript of the gene Rgcc, whose product is annotated as regulator of cell cycle. Bases 254 to 667 code for a protein of 137 amino acids. Gene Ontology annotation, molecular function: protein kinase activator activity; protein kinase binding. Gene Ontology annotation, biological process: regulation of cell cycle. The transcript is spliced from 5 exons. Gene Ontology annotation, cellular component: cytoplasm. NCBI's taxonomy places the organism in Eukaryota, Metazoa, Chordata, Mammalia, Rodentia, Muridae. The record is from RefSeq and is a predicted model, not a curated record.
GGAGGUAGGGAGUAGGGGCACAGGGGCGUCCCCUAGGUCGUCUGGGACUUACUCCGCAGCCCCGCCCCACCCCGCCCCUGCCGGUAGCUAUAAGACUGAGUAGCUGGCGGGUGGCGGCGCAGGCGAGUAGCUAGCGCUCAGGAUCGGCCAGGAGCGAGGCAGAGCCAGCGGAGCCGACCGCAGUGCAGGCGGUAGCCACCAGGGCCGACACCUCGCAGCAUCUCUGCUUCGCGUGUCACUGAGCCACGUCUCCAUGAAGCCGCCCUCGGCGCAGAGCAGUCCCGCGGCGGUCGCAGCCGCAGCCCCGGCCAUGGACUCGGCGGCGGCUGCAGACCUGACGGACGUGCUGUGCGAGUUCGACGCGGUGCUGGCCGACUUCGCGUCGCCCUUCCACGCGCGCCACUUCCACUACGAGGAGCACCUGGAGCGCAUGAAGCGGCGCAGCAGCGCCAGCGUCAGCGACAGCAGCGGCUUCAGCGACUCCGAGAGUGCGGACUCACUGUACAGGGACAGCUUCACCUUCAGUGACGAGAAGCUGAAUUCUCCGACCGACUCCACUCGGGCUCUCCUGUCCUCCACUGUCACUCCUCGGAAAGCCAAAUUAGGUGACACUAAAGAGCUCGAAGACUUCAUUGCUGAUCUGGACAGAACCUUAGCAAGUAUGUGAAGCAAGGAGUUUGGGGUCCAGAAGGCUCCGAGGACCUGGCAAAUUGGCUACUAGAGUCUGCUGUGGGAGGGGGCAGAGCCGAGGCUCCUGACGUCUGGCCAUUCUUGGUCCACCGUAACAUUAGCCAUUGGGCCCAUCUCUGGGCAGUUCAGACGGUGAAGCUGGCUUGGUUUACCCACCUGCAGCAUAUUCAACAGAUGAUCCAUCUAAUGUGUUUUUACUCCUUUAAACAUAGCUCUUCUAUAAUUUAAAAUGCUUUUUAUGGAAAUAUUUGUAAUUACUUAUAUAUAGUUGGAGGUCAUAAUAAGCUUUCCCAUCAUAAUAUAUUUUUGUAUACAAAUAAAAUUUAAACUGGGAUCUGUA